AUGGCGGCCGUGACCGGCGCCCACGCGGCCCUGUACGAACAGCCGAUCACGAUUGCGCAGGGCAAAGUGCAGGGCGCGGCGGCAUUCAACGCCUCGUACGGCUCCUUCUUCCCCAACUGGAAGGACAUCAGCGUGUGGAAGGGGAUCCCGUACGCGGCGUCGACGGCGGGGGAGAACCGCUGGCGGCCCCCGCAGGACCCCGCGGCGUGGAACGGCACGCUGCAGGCGACCGAGUUCGGCCCCGGAUGCCCCAGCUCCAGCGCGGCGACCACCAGCGAGGACUGCCUGUCGGUCAACGUGUGGAGCCCCGCGACCAGCGCCGACGAGAAGCUGCCCGUGAUGAUCUGGUCGUACGCCGCAGGCGGCACCUCAGGCAUGUCCACGUACGACGGCGGCGGCAUGGCCACCCACGGGGUUGUCUUCGUCAACUACAACUACCGGACCGGCCCGCUCGGGUGGCUGACGCUGCCGGCGCUAGCGGCCGAGGAUGCGAAAAACGUGUCCGGCAAUUACGGCCUGCUGGACCAGAUCCGCCUGGUGCACUGGGUGCGCGACAACAUCGCCGCGUUCGGGGGCGACCCGGACCGCAUCACCGUCUCGGGCCAGUCGUUUGGCGCCGGCGCCACCUACCACACGGUCAACUCGCCGCUGACCAAGGGCUUGAUCAAGGGCGCCAUUGCCGAGAGCGGCAUCAAGGACCCCUACGACCCCAGCCUGUGGGGGUACGGCAGCGACUACCGCAACAUGUCGUGGGCGCUGAGCUUCAGCGAGACCUACGCCGAGUCGCUCAACGCGACCACCGCCGCCGAGCUGCGCGCGCUCAGCGUCGAUGAGGUGCUCGAGGGCGCCGGCGUCAGCACCUUUGUCGGCUUUGACCCGGUCCUGGACGGCUACGCCAUCCCCAACAAGUACAUCGUCAGUCUGGAGGACGGCGCCCCCAACGACGUGCCCAUCCUGGUCGGCAACAACGCCGACGAGGACGACGUGUCGCUGACGCUGUCGCUCACCGUCGACGAGUACAUCGCCGAGGUCAACGAGACGUACGGCCCUGCCGCCGCCGCCCUGCUGGAGCUGUUCCCCGCCGCCAAUGCCACCCAGGCCGCCGACGCCUACAACGACAUCCUGCGCGCCAUCAUCCGCGUCUCGACCUGGUCCUUUGCCCGGCGCUGGCACCAGACCGAGUCCAGCCCCAUCUACCAGUACUACUGGACGCACGCGCCCCCCGGCCAGGACUCGGGCGCCUUCCAUGGCUCCGAGGUUCCCUACGCCCUCAACAACCUGUACGCCGUCACCACCUCCGACUGGGAGGCCGACGACUAUGCCAUCGCCCACCGCAUGUCGGCCUACUGGGCCAACUUCGUCAAGACCCAGAAUCCCAACGAGGGCGGCUCCUACAAGAACAACGGCUCCCUGCCCUACUGGCCCGCCAAUGUGCCCGCCAACAACGUCACCUUUGAGGUCGGCAAGGUCUGGGAGACCAUCCCGGUGGGCUCGCCGGAGCUCAUCGAUCUCAUGCUCGAGUACUUUUACUACGCCACUCCGGAUCCCAUGUAA
This is a messenger RNA of Penicilliopsis zonata CBS 506.65, 1554 nucleotides long. RefSeq lists its product as hypothetical. The transcript has a single exon. Lineage: Eukaryota; Fungi; Ascomycota; Eurotiomycetes; Eurotiales; Aspergillaceae. The record is from RefSeq and is a predicted model, not a curated record. Bases 1 to 1554 code for a protein of 517 amino acids.